Messenger RNA from Hylaeus volcanicus, 3613 nucleotides. RefSeq names its product glutamine--fructose-6-phosphate aminotransferase [isomerizing] 2-like. Gene Ontology annotation, biological process: UDP-N-acetylglucosamine metabolic process; fructose 6-phosphate metabolic process; carbohydrate derivative biosynthetic process. Bases 634 to 2709 code for a protein of 691 amino acids. Gene Ontology annotation, molecular function: L-glutamine:D-fructose-6-phosphate transaminase (isomerizing) activity; carbohydrate derivative binding. Lineage: Eukaryota; Metazoa; Arthropoda; Insecta; Hymenoptera; Colletidae. The transcript is spliced from 15 exons. The record is from RefSeq and is a predicted model, not a curated record.
UACGUGUCAUCAUGGAUACGAUCUAGCCCACUGUCAAUGGCUUGGCUCAGUAUCGUAUUCAGAUUCUGUGGAGUCCUGGACUACAGACACAGACAUUAGGGCGCUAGUAAUAUAUUUCAAAGUUAAACAAAGUUACAAAAAUAAAUAUCUAAAACUUUACUGUCGCUAAGAACAGUACACAUGCGCGAUUUGGAGCCACCCCUGGCAUUUCUGGGUGCAUUCAGAAGUGCACCGCUUCCUAAGCCGGUUUAUGAGCGCUCUGUAAGCGGGUGAACCAUCGCUCUCUGCAGCUAUUGGCUUUACAAAUUUUAGACUCGCCCGCUUACUGAGCGCGCACAAAGCAACUUGGGAAGCAUUGGCUUCUGGAUGCAGCUAGUGGAGCCCUCGUAGCCCCCAGAGGCUUACUUCGGCCCUGGCUCGGCUCGAUUCUGCUACGCACACACGCAAGCUUCUCACAGAUGUCCCCAUACUCCACCCAUGCGAGAUUUCCUAUCAUAAGGCCACGAGCACGCUGUCGCGAGGUUCAGAUUGUGCUUCGAAGUAGCUCGAAGCAACACGGAACUUGAGUGACGUUCUGCCUGCUGUUCGCAUCGCUUUUUUACUUACGUGGCGAGUACUCAACGUUCAAACAACAUGUGCGGAAUUUUCGCAUAUCUGAAUUACCUGACGCCAAAGACCAGGAAGGAGAUUCUGGAGCUCUUGGUCGGCGGGUUGAAGAGAUUGGAGUAUCGAGGCUACGAUUCGGCAGGUGUCGCCCUUGAUAGCGCCGAUGGCAAGGAUAUCGCGAUUAUUAAGAAGCAGGGAAAAGUCAAGGCUCUCGAGGAAGAAAUCUUUCAGCAUACCGAACUCGACUUCGAAGCGAAGACAUUGAGCCACGUAGGCAUCGCGCACACGCGCUGGGCGACUCACGGUGUGCCCUCGGAAGUGAAUUCCCACCCUCAGCGGUCGGACAAGGAGCACGCGUUUCUGGUGGUGCACAAUGGUAUCGUGACCAACUACAAGGAAGUGAAGACGCUGCUGCAGCAUCGGGGGCACGUCUUCGAAAGCGACACCGACACGGAAGUCAUUGCGAAACUCAUUCACCAUCUCUGGGUCCAACAUCCGGGUUACUCGUUCCGCGAGCUCGUCGAGCAAGUGGUCCAACAAUUGGAAGGCGCAUUUGCUCUCUGCUUCAAGAGCAAGUACUUCCCAGGCGAGUGCGUGGCGACGCGACGAGGAUCGCCUCUGCUCGUCGGUAUUAAAACGAAAACUAGACUGGCCACCGAUCACGUUCCCAUCCUAUAUGGCAAAGAUGAACUUCCACGUGUAAACAAAGAAGGUGAAGCACCGACUAAAGACCAUCGUCCACACGGUCGCACCGCUGAACUUCCGGUGAUGCCUCGCAGCGAUAGCACAUCCGAGUUUCAACCCCUGGAGGACAAAGAAGUCGAGUACUUCUUCGCUUCUGACGCUAGCGCUGUCAUCGAGCACACGAAUCGCGUUAUAUUUUUGGAGGAUGACGAUGUGGCUGCAGUCAAAGAUGGUGCUCUCAGUAUCCACCGUCUUCGUCGAUGCAUGGAUGAUCCCCAUGCUAGGGAGAUUACCACCCUGAAGAUCGAGAUCCAACAGAUCAUGAAGGGCAACUACGAGUACUUUAUGCAGAAAGAAAUCUUCGAACAGCCUGAGUCAGUAGUAAACACGAUGAGAGGGCGUUUGAACUUCCAGGACAACUCUGUCACCUUGGGAGGCAUCAAGGACUACAUUCCCGAGAUCAAAAGGUGCAGACGUCUGAUGCUCAUCGGCUGUGGGACGAGUUAUCAUUCCGCCAUCGCCACCAGGCAGCUCUUGGAAGAACUCACCGAGCUGCCAGUUAUGGUCGAGUUGGCCUCUGAUUUCUUGGACAGAAAUACUCCAGUAUUCAGGGAUGACGUGUGUUUCUUCAUCUCACAGUCAGGCGAGACAGCAGACACGCUGAUGGCCCUGCGCUACUGCAAAGGUCGCGGAGCCCUGAUCGUCGGGAUCACCAACACCGUGGGCAGCAGCAUCUGUCGCGAGUCCCACUGUGGCGUUCACAUAAACGCUGGCCCUGAGAUUGGGGUGGCCAGUACCAAGGCCUACACUUCCCAGUUCAUCUCUCUCGUAAUGUUCGCUCUGGUCAUGAGCGAGGAUAGAAUCUCCCUUGGCACCAGACGCCAGCAGAUCAUUGAAGGAUUGAAGAACUUGGACAAUCUGAUCCGUCAGGUUUUGCAGCUCGACAACAAAGUGAAAGAACUGGCCAAGUCUCUGUUCCAACAUAAGUCUCUAUUGAUUAUGGGCAGAGGAUACAACUUCGCCACAUGUAUGGAAGGCGCUCUGAAAGUUAAAGAGUUGACCUACAUGCAUAGCGAAGGCAUCAUGGCUGGCGAAUUAAAACACGGCCCGUUGGCACUCGUCGACGACUCCAUGCCCGUGAUAAUGAUCGUUAUGAGGGAUCCUGUUUACACGAAAUGCAUGAACGCGUUGCAACAGGUAACCGCGCGCGAUGGCAAACCGAUCCUCAUCUGCGAGGAAGGUGACGAGGAGACCAAAUCGUUCGCGGACAAGGUCCUCGAGGUGCCCAAGACAGUCGAUUGUUUACAAGGAGUUCUCACAGUCAUUCCCAUGCAACUGUUGUCUUUCCAUAUCGCAGUUCUCCGCGGUUGCAACGUUGAUUGUCCCAGAAAUCUGGCGAAAUCGGUCACGACCGAGUAAAGUCUUAUCGACACGGAACGUCGAUGAUUUAUUUCGAGCACAGCAUAUUCAGUGUGUUCAGUUGUUUUACGUGAUAUCGUAGACUUCAUUAAAAACUCAGAGAGCAAUAAAGAGAGUGAAAGGUAGAGAGUGAGAGAUUGAAAAAGAAAGGGGACGAAUUAAAAAAUACGUCAUGAUGUUCUCGCGAUGACGGUGAAUUCGUGAAACUUAUCAUCGACAAAUGCGUUUCAAAGUACUUAGCAAUUAUAGACUCGUAUCUGUAUUAGAGUACGAACGUGAUUCGAAACGAAUGUUCCUUAUGUUCGUACGUGUAUUAUGCAGUUCUUAGAGUUAAUACUUUGCACCAUUUUUAGCAAUUAUAUUUAGUUUUACGAUAAGGGAUUAGUAUUCCGUUAGAGAGCAACGAAGACGUUCCUUGCUCGGAGAGAAUAAAAGAUUUCCCAACGAAUGAUUCCAAUGCAUUUAACGGUUGUUCAUAUUCGUAUUAAUUAAAAGAAACGGGACUGGUGAUGCGACGCUUUUCAAAUUACAAACGUGAUUCUACUUUACGAAGCUGUCGAUAACGCAAUUAUGAGAUUUACAUUAUUGUGGAGAGUGUAUGUGCAAGUGUGUGUGCGCAUGCGAAUGUGUGUAUAUCAUAGAUCGAACGGAGAAUUAGUAAUCGAGAACGGUGGUUUAUUUCUAUGGGUGAUCGUCAUCCUUUUACUUUUAUGAAGUGACGAUUGCAUGCUUUUGAAAACUUGUAUUUUGUACAGUAUUUUAGAGAAACAACCGAAAUUUGAUACUUUCCUUUUACUUUGUUACGAGAAACAGUUGUACUACGAGAUAAGCUAAUAUUGUUACCGAUACGGUAUAAACAUGUUCAAAUUUCAAGAUUAUAUAAACACGAACUUAUAAAGGAAAA